Messenger RNA from Peronospora matthiolae, 1167 nucleotides. The record is from the annotation of a GenBank genome assembly. NCBI's taxonomy places the organism in Eukaryota, Oomycota, Peronosporomycetes, Peronosporales, Peronosporaceae.
AUGCGAACCUCUGGCUGGCAACUCUGCCUCAUUGCAGCCUCUGCCUUCUCUGCCAUCGCAGUAGCGGACUUUCGCGUCACUUCGCACCGUACGAAAGAAGCUGUCGAGAGUGCCAAAUUCGCCAACUAUGUCAAGUCGUUCACUCUGACCUCUUCGGAGCCCACUCAGAUCGAAUCGCUUGAUCUGUCCCUCACCGGAACUGUCUACGUGAGCUACUCGAACGACGUCCCUGCUGACGUGGUUGGCUAUGUCAACGUCUCUGGCAGCUCGAAGGCUGUCGUGAAUGCCAUCACGGUCUACAACCAAGUCGAUGGCGUGCUCCCGGAUGUGAACAAUCUGGAUGAUGUGUUUGGGGACACCAAGAAACAGCUGAGCGUGUCGAUGGACCAUGACAUUGACGAAGGCUUCUUGCUGACCGAGAUCUUCCUGUCAGCACACAGCACGGUGAGCAAGGUGUCGAGUCGCCGGACGUCGAACGUAGUCAUCGAAGAAGACGUGCUCAUAUCUGAUAGUACCUCUCACGCGCUAACGAUCAGCGUGACGGGCUUGAGCGCGGUGUAUGUUUCGUCUCCUGAAACUGAGGUGAAAGUGCGUGAGCUAGAGUUGGAGGCGACCGGCGGCGGAAAGAUCCAGUUUGACGCCAAAAAUAUUUACCUCUGGCAGAAACUGGAGCUUGAGGCUUCUGGCGACACAAGCAUCAAGGUGCUGUGCCCCGCCGUUGUCGCUGGUCAACUUGACAUUGAUGCUGAGUCCAGCGACUCCGAGAUUUGCAUGUCCUCGAAACAGGUGCGGACCACGUUACCGUCAAUCUCGGGCGAGGAGUACAUUUCGAUGCCGAACUCGAAGCGUAAGUAUGGGACCUAUGGAUCAUCCGCCUGCAAGAAAUCCAGUCUGCCCCCACGUGAGCCUGCACAGUUCAUUCCGGUUUCUGGUCGCCAGAAAAUGAUUGUCGAUGACACUGAGUCAAGCUCCGAUGUUGACGCCAAAGAUGACGAUGUCACCGGUGCCUACGACAGGGCCAAGUCUGCAAUCCACGACGCCAAGGACGAUGUCAUCAACGGAACCGCUAAUGCGAUGGACAACGCCAAGACAAGCAUCUUGGGUGGAGCUAAGGAUGCCAUCGACGGCGUGACGGACAACAUUCUUGGCGGUGGCUCCUCAAAAUAG